AUGAUAUUUGCUACUGUCAUACUUCUCACGUUGAUAGCCUCAGCUUCGAGUCAGUAUGGGGUGUAUCCAGGAUUGUAUGGAGGAAUGGGAUAUGGAGGUUACGGUGGGUACGGUGGUUACGGAGGCCUUGGAGGGUUUGGAAUGAAUGGAGGUGGAUUAGGCUAUGGAGGACUUGGAACACUUGGAAUGUACAGUCCGUAUGGAUAUGGAAAUUAUUGGUGCAACAACUACGGACUAUAUGGAAAGAAGAAGAAACGCUGA
Messenger RNA from Caenorhabditis briggsae, 261 nucleotides. The record is from RefSeq and is a predicted model, not a curated record. Bases 1 to 261 code for a protein of 86 amino acids. Lineage: Eukaryota; Metazoa; Nematoda; Chromadorea; Rhabditida; Rhabditidae. The transcript is spliced from 2 exons.